This is a messenger RNA of Lepidothrix coronata (blue-crowned manakin), 3898 nucleotides long. RefSeq names its product hephaestin (gene HEPH). Gene Ontology annotation, molecular function: oxidoreductase activity; copper ion binding. The transcript has 21 exons. NCBI's taxonomy places the organism in Eukaryota, Metazoa, Chordata, Aves, Passeriformes, Pipridae. Gene Ontology annotation, biological process: iron ion transport. The coding region runs from base 19 to 3657 and encodes 1212 amino acids. The record is from RefSeq and is a predicted model, not a curated record. Gene Ontology annotation, cellular component: plasma membrane.
AGGCCACAGCUUGGGCUGAUGAGUCAGGAGCAUCCCCUGCCCUUCCCUCGGGCGUGUGCCGGCGGGGGGGGCAGGUUCCGGGCUGAGGGCUGGCAAUGCUGGCUGUUUCCUUCUGCGCUGCCUUUUGCUGGUCUGCCGUGUGAAACAGCACAGGUGAAACCUCCAAAAGCACUUUCCCUUCAGGCUGUGAUGGGAUUGGUCUGGUGGUUGCUGCUCUGUGUCCCCACGCUGUCACCCAUAAUUGCUGGGGGUGUGACACGAGUCUAUUACCUGGGGAUCCACGAGGUGGACUGGAACUAUGCUCCCACAGGGAGGAAUGUGCUCGCUAACCAGAGUGUUGCUCAUAACAGCCAGGCCGCAGCAUUCCUCCAGCCUGGGAAAGACAGGGUGGGAAGCACGUACAAGAAAUCUGUCUAUAAGCAAUACACGGACUCCACGUACACCGCUGAGAUCCCCAAGCCUGGCUGGCUGGGGUUCCUUGGGCCUGUCAUCCGAGCAGAAGUGGGGGAUACCCUUAAAGUACACCUAAAAAAUUUUGCUACUCGACCGUAUACAAUCCAUCCUCAUGGUGUUUUCUACGAAAAGGACUCCGAAGGAUCCCUGUAUCCCGAUAUGUCCCCCCAGGAUCAGAAGAAGGAUGAUGCUGUUUUCCCAGGAGGGAAUUACACCUAUACUUGGACUAUCCCUGAAGAUCACAGCCCAACUGCUGAUGACCCAAACUGCUUGACCUGGAUCUACCACUCUCAUAUUGAUGCACCAAGGGACAUUGCAUCUGGAUUGAUUGGGCCAUUACUUACAUGUAAAAAAGGAAUACUGACUGGCAGCUCUCAAAGGCGCCAGGAUGUGGAUGUUGAUUUCUUUCUGAUGUUCAGUGUGGUGGAUGAGAACCUAAGCUGGUACCUGGAUGAGAACAUAGCAUCAUUCUGCAUAGAUCCUGGCUCUGUAGACAAAGAAGAUGAGGAAUUCCAGGAGAGCAACAAAAUGCAUGCUAUUAAUGGUUAUGUGUUUGGCAACCUCCCUGAGCUGACGAUGUGUGCUGGGGAUGAUGUUUCAUGGCACCUCUUCGGGAUGGGAAAUGAAAUUGAUGUUCAUACAGCCUUCUUCCAUGGAGCAACACUCAAUAUCCGAGGCCACAGGACAGACGUGGCCAGCCUCUUCCCAGCCACUUUUGUUACAGCAGACAUGAUCCCCAGUAACCCUGGGAGAUGGCUGCUGAGCUGCCAGGUCAAUGAUCACAUACAAGCUGGAAUGGGAGCACUCUAUGAAGUCCGGCCCUGUUCUCGGCAAGCUCUGCCAUCCACCCUGGAAGGGAGAGUUCGGAAGUACUACAUAGCUGCCAAGGAAGUGCAAUGGGACUACGGACCCUCAGGGCUCGAGCAGAGCAGUGGGAGGCGGCUGAGUGAGGCAGGCAGCCCUGCUGAGCAGUAUUUCAGGCGUAGCCUCUACCGCAUUGGGGGUGUCUACUGGAAGGCAAAGUAUGUAGAGUACACUGAUGAGAGCUUCCGUGAAGAAAAGCAGCAAUCAGAAGAAGAGAAACACCUUGGAAUACUCGGUCCAGUGAUCAAAGCUGAAGUUGGAGACACCAUCCUCGUGACAUUUUUUAACAAAGCUUCCUGGCCCUUCAGCAUCCAGCCACACGGAGUGUCCUACGGAAAGGCGUGGGAAGGGAUGUGGUACCAUGACGGCCUGUCCCAGAAUGGGAUGUCUGUGGCACCACUGCACAACUUCACAUACCGCUGGACUGUGCCCAGGCAUGUGGGGCCCAUGGCCAGCGACCCUCCCUGCCUCACCUGGAUGUACAGCUCAGCUGUGAACCCUGUCAAAGACUCCAGCUCGGGCUUAGUGGGGCCUCUGCUCAUCUGCCAGCCAGGCACUUUGGAUGACAACAACAAACAGAAAGGGAUCGACAGAGAAUUUUACCUUCUCUUCAGUGUGUUUGAUGAGAACCUCAGCUGGUAUUUAAAUGCCAACAUAAAGUACUACUUGAGAAUGGAAGAGACAUCUGUAAAGAAGGAUGAUGGCUUCAAGGAAUCCAACAGGAUGCAUGCCAUCAAUGGAUUUAUGUUUGGUAACUUGCCUGGGCUGGAUAUGUGUGAUGGAGACAAAGUGUCCUGGCACCUCCUGGGCUUGGGCAGUGAAGCGGAUGUGCACGGAGCUGUGUUUCAGGGAAACACCCUGCAGAUGAACGGCAUGCGGAGAGAUUCAGCCAAUCUGUUCCCCCACACGUUUGCCACUGCCUUCAUGCAGCCAGAUAACAGCGGGACUUUUGAGAUCUACUGCCAGACGAGCAAUCACUACCAGUAUGGGAUGAGGGAACAGUAUGUCGUUUCCAAGUGUGGAAAGAGGGACCCUGCUCCUUCCCGUCGGUACACGGGAGUGCGGACGUACUACCUCGCGGCGGAGGAGGUGGUGUGGGACUACGCGCCCGACCGGAGCUGGGAGAGGGAGCGGCACAACCACUCUGAAGAGAGCUAUGCCGACGUGUUUCUGAGCAACGAGAACGGACUGCUCGGCUCCAGGUACAAGAAAGCAGUUUACAGGGAGUACAUGGAUGGCACUUUCCAGACCCCCAAGGCCAGGAAAAGUGGUGACGAACACCUAGGGAUCCUGGGUCCUUUUCUGUGGGCGGAAGUGGGCGAGAUUCUCAACGUGGUGUUCAAGAACAACGCCUCGCGGCCCUACUCCGUGCACGCACACGGGGUGCUGGAGCCCCACGCAGGGCAGCCCCAAGUGGCAAACCCCGGUGACAUUGUGACGUACCGGUGGGAAGUUCCUGAGAGAUCUGGUCCAGGGCCAAAUGAUUCAGCCUGUGUUCCUUGGAUCUACUACUCCGCGGUGGACACAGUAAAGGAUAUGUACAGUGGGCUGAUCGGGCCCCUGAAGGUCUGCCGGAGAGGGGCCCUGCGGUCCGAUGGCACCAGGAAGGAUGUAAAGAGGGAGUUUGCUCUGCUGUUCCUGGUUUUUGAUGAAAAUCAGUCCUGGUACUUGGAGGAGAAUGUGGAACAUUACAGUAAGGGCAAUCACAAGGAGAUCAGCCUGAUGGAUGAGAAAUUUGUGGAAAGCAACAAAAUGCAUGCAAUCAAUGGCAGGCUCUAUGCCAACUUGCCUGGGCUGACCAUGUACCAGGGAGAGCGGGUGAACUGGUACUUGCUGGGGAUGGGCCAGGAGAUUGAUGUCCACACAGUCCAUUUUCAUGCUGAGACCUUCAUAUACAAGAAUGGCAAAAGCUAUAGAGCAGAUGUUGUAGAUCUGUUCCCUGGGACCUUUGAAAUGGUGGAGAUGCUGGUUGGGAACCCUGGGACGUGGCUGCUUCACUGUCAUGUGUCUGACCAUAUCCAUGCUGGGAUGGAGAUCCUCUUCACCGUCCUGCCUAGAGCAGAGUUGGAGCUGGAAGUCGAGAGCGUUACUGCAGGGUUGCCAUAUGAGGAUGAGGAUGAGUUCCAGAAGAUCAUGCUUUUUGGAUCUAAGGUGGCCCAAGGGCAGAUAGAGGCCACAGUCAUCGCUCUGGCUGUUGUAGGGAUCCUGCUGCUCCUGGCCACCAGCAUCCUCCUGGGAGCUGUCAUCCAUCUCGAGAGGCAAAAGAGGUUACGACGCAAUCGGAGAUCCAUCCUGGAUGAUGGAUUCAAACUCAUGUCUCAAAAGAAUCCGGGGCUCUAAAAGCCACGUACAAACAUUGGGCUGUGUGCUUGGAGCGGGGGCUGGAUCCUUGUCCACAGAAAAGAUUUUGGGGCAUCAUUUCAAUUGUGCACUGUACUUCUAGAAGCUGAGGUGGGGAAGCUGGAACCCUGACUUCUUCAUAUUCUUUACAGAGAGGGUAAUCAGGCAUUGGAAUGGGCUGCCCAGGGAAGUGGUGGAUUCUCCAUCCCUGGAGGUUUUUAAGAUGAGACUGGAUGUGGCA